Mus musculus (house mouse) is the source of this 2161-nucleotide messenger RNA. It is a transcript of the gene Stoml3, whose product is annotated as stomatin (Epb7.2)-like 3. Gene Ontology annotation, cellular component: plasma membrane; membrane. Bases 87 to 950 code for a protein of 287 amino acids. The record is from RefSeq and is marked validated. The transcript is spliced from 7 exons. Lineage: Eukaryota; Metazoa; Chordata; Mammalia; Rodentia; Muridae.
ACACACCACUGAGCUGAUGCCUGCUGCCAGGCUCGAAUCCCGACCCAGGAGCACCUGCAAGAUUUGAAAGGCACCUCAAGAAUGAGAUGGAUUCACCGGAGAAACUGGAGAAGAACAAUUUAGUGGGCACCAACAAAAGCCGGCUUGGUGUGUGCGGCUGGAUCCUGUUUUUCCUUUCCUUCCUGCUGAUGCUCGUUACCUUCCCAAUCUCAGUAUGGAUGUGCUUGAAGAUCAUUAAGGAGUAUGAGCGCGCUGUUGUCUUCAGACUGGGACGCAUCCAAGCUGAUAAAGCCAAGGGACCAGGUUUGAUCCUGGUCCUGCCUUGCAUUGACGUGUUUGUCAAAGUAGAUCUUCGAACGGUUACUUGUAACAUUCCUCCACAAGAGAUCCUCACGAGAGACUCUGUGACCACCCAAGUGGAUGGAGUCGUCUAUUACAGAAUCUACAGCGCCGUCUCAGCCGUGGCCAAUGUGAACGAUGUUCACCAGGCCACGUUCCUGCUGGCUCAGACCACUCUGAGAAAUGUCUUAGGGACACAGACCUUGUCCCAGAUCUUGUCUGGGCGAGAAGAGAUCGCACAUAGCAUCCAGACCUUGCUUGAUGAUGCCACCGAGCUCUGGGGAAUCCGAGUGGCCCGGGUGGAAAUCAAAGAUGUCCGGAUUCCUGUGCAGCUGCAGAGGUCCAUGGCGGCUGAGGCUGAGGCUACCCGGGAAGCCAGAGCCAAGGUCCUUGCAGCAGAGGGAGAAAUGAAUGCUUCAAAGUCUCUGAAGUCAGCUUCCAUGGUGCUGGCAGAGUCCCCCGUCGCCCUCCAACUUCGGUACCUGCAGACCUUGACCACAGUGGCCACGGAGAAAAAUUCCACCAUUGUGUUUCCCUUGCCGAUGAACAUACUUGAGGGCAUUGGUGGCAUCAGCUAUGGCAACAAUAAGAAGGUCACUGCUAAAGCCUGAGGUCUUCCACGUAACAGCCUGCUACUUAGAAAGGCCUUUCUGUACCAUGGAGAAGUCAGCCAGUAGAGACCAAUGCACGCGCACACACACACACACACACACACACACACACACACACACACACACACACACUCAUGCACCAUGAAUAAAAUACGGUAACUCCACAGCUAGCAGAAUUCCCAGAGAGACAUAGAAGCUACACAAACAAAAACAAAAUCGAGAGCCAUGCACUGCUUUGAUUUUAAAGGCAUAACCAAUAUUCAAUAUUCAUAUAUAAUUAGUUAGUGGUUGUCCCUGACUAUCAACAGAGAAUCUCUCAGGGUGGGCGGAGACUCUAGGUGACUGAUAAGAACUUUAGAAUUUAAGCUGUGUUGGAGAAGGACCCUAGGUCAUUUGUAAAGAAAAAGCAGAUCCCACAUUUAUGAUAUGCAUUUGAUCCACUGUUCCAAUAAAACGACUUGCUUUAGUUCAAGUAAGAAAACGACUCAAGGCUGAAACUUAGGACGGAUUUGGAUGUAGAAAAUAAAAAACCGCUGCAGCAUAGCAGCAACACGGGGCAAAGGUACCAGGUCAGGCCCAGCUCUCUUGACACCCUGGAUGUCCUGUUAAAGUGCUGGCGUUCUCAGCACCCUCACACCUUUGUCAGGGCCAGAGGCACAGCAAGGCAGCCUAGCACAGGGUAAUUUGCUUACUAGUAAGACCUUCAGAGCCACUGGGGAGGUAGGUCUGUGAAUUGCAUGUUUUCACUCUGUAAGUCCCAAGAGCCAUAGUGAUUAAGGGCUGUUUGUAAUCUUUCCCCAGCUCAAACAACUUGUUGCAAAUAAAAAAAAAAAGGAAGUCAUAGAAAGUGAACAUGAUUUUUAAAAUUGCUUUAAUAGUGUUAGCAUUUUGUCUAGGCUCCGCCCCAGAGUUACCUGGCAAGAGCCAGGUGUGCCUGACUCACUAUAAAAGGGGCUGCUUGCUGCUUGCUGCUUGCCCCCUCUUGCCUUCUUGCUCCCGCUCUGGCCAGCCUCUCUACUCCUCUUCUCUCUCUCUCUCUCUCUCUCUCUCUCUCUCUCUCUCUCUCUCUCCCUCUCCCUCUCCCUCUCCCUCUCCCUCUCCCUCCCUCUCUCUCUCUCUCUCUCUCUCUCUCUCUCUCUCCCUCUCUCUCCCUUUCUCUGUCUCUACUGCUCUCUCAACUCCAUGCCCUGAAUAAACUCUAUCCUAUAUUA